UCUUUGGUUACGUCAAGCCGUUGCUUUCCCAGACAAGCUAAGGUCGCUACAACAGUUCGCUGCAGACAUGAUGGCUCUCGCUGCCCGGUCAGGGGCUUUUUCCCCUUAUAUGCAGGCUACAUCUGUUGCUGUCGCUGGUCCCCUGAAAGCACUGGUACCCGGCGUUGUUGUGAAAGGAGAGAAGAUGUUGUUGAACCCAAAAAAAACGUUCCUGUGCCGUGAAUCGCUCAGCGGUCAAAGCCCAAAGACGGGGCCUGCUGUGACAGUUAGCAUUAAUGGCUGUGCAGCGGUGCGUUACGCCCACACAGAUGUGCGGGUGCCAGACUUCUCUGACUACAGGCGCCCUGAGGUGCAGGAUCCCAGCAUGUCGUCCCAGGACAGCAGCGAGGGGAGGAGGACCUUCUCCUACCUGGUGACGGGUGCCACCACCGUAGUGGGCGUCUACGCAGCCAAGACGGUUGUCUCUCAGUUUGUAUCUUCCAUGAGCGCGUCAGCGGACGUCCUGGCCCUUUCCAAGAUUGAGAUCAAGCUGAGCGACAUCCCUGAAGGGAAGAACAUGACCUUCAAGUGGAGAGGCAAGCCGCUGUUUGUGCGUCACCGCACGGAGAAGGAGAUUGCCACGGAAGCAGGGGUCAACCUAGCGGAGCUGCGGGACCCGCAGCACGACAAGGAGCGCGUGCAGAACCCCAGCUGGGUCAUCGUGCUGGGUGUGUGCACACAUCUGGGCUGUGUGCCCAUUGCCAAUGCUGGCGAUUUUGGAGGCUACUACUGCCCUUGCCACGGCUCGCACUACGACGCCUCGGGCCGCAUCAGGAAAGGCCCUGCUCCCCUCAACCUGGAAGUUCCCUUCUACGAGUUUCCUGACGAAAACACGGUGGUUGUUGGAUAGAGAAUGUGAUAAACAGCAGGUGUUACAGUGUUCACGUGUCAGUGCUGCUUUCAGCUGCAGGGGGAAACUUUGUCUAAGUAUCACGUUUCCCAAACUGUUCUCUCAGACAGUCCUCUUUAACAGUCGUCUCUAUCUGCUAGAAUUCUUAGAAGGUAAUCUCUUUAACACAAGGACAGUAAAGCAUUUGGAAUGAAUAGGUGAACACUUGGGCUGGGUAACAAAUUCAGUAGUUUUUUGACAACAACCAAAUUGUGUCUACAGCAUUGAGUAUGGAAAAAUGCCUCGUGAUUCAAUACAUAAUUUCAGUACCUAAGAAGUAAAUCUCAGAGUCAGUGAGCCAAUCAGCAUGCAGCAUACUUCUACCAAGAUAUAGUAAUGUCUGUGAUUGGCUGUUUAAUAUUGCACAUCGUAGAGACAUGCAGAAAAAUCUCCACGUUGCACAGAGAAAGCUCUCGUAGUCGGAGCUGAAACACGAGAUUUGGGCUGUUAUGUUGUCAUUUAUUUUGUUUUAUAAAAUUUGUAUUGGGGGAAAAAAAAAUAUUGUUUAAGAAACGGUAUAAAAGUCACAUUAUUGGUACCGAAAUGUUUGGAAGGAUACCCAGCCCUAGUGAACACCAGGCAGAGUCCAUCCUCUCUGGUUCCCUUGUGUACAAUAUCUUGUGAACGUAACCUAAAUACACCUGCUUAUCAUAUUAAGUUAUAGUCUAUCUAACCAGUCCAGAACAAAUGGUGUUCCCCUCGCUUAAUAAAGAUUUGUAUUUUAUUUGAAAACGUG
This is a messenger RNA of Etheostoma cragini (Arkansas darter), 1664 nucleotides long. RefSeq names its product cytochrome b-c1 complex subunit Rieske, mitochondrial (gene uqcrfs1). Gene Ontology annotation, cellular component: membrane. Gene Ontology annotation, molecular function: 2 iron, 2 sulfur cluster binding; quinol-cytochrome-c reductase activity. The transcript has 2 exons. Gene Ontology annotation, biological process: mitochondrial electron transport, ubiquinol to cytochrome c. NCBI's taxonomy places the organism in Eukaryota, Metazoa, Chordata, Actinopteri, Perciformes, Percidae. The coding region runs from base 68 to 889 and encodes 273 amino acids. The record is from RefSeq and is a predicted model, not a curated record.